AUGAAUUGUUCUGUUCAUGGUGAUGGGCUUCUUAUUAAGUCAUUGGAUAUGCAGUUAGUCGUUUGGAUUAGACUUGUAGAUCAAAAAUUUGGCACAAUAGAAAAUACCUUGGAAGUAUCAAAUUGUUUCUGCAACUACUACCUUCAUCAAAAAUGUCUGAAUGUGGAGCGUUCGAUGGAGCACCCAGCACAUCCCAAACACCCACUCACCCUCCUCCCAAUGCCAACAUACCCACCUGGCGCAUUCCUGUGUAGUGCCUGCAGAGAGGAUGGUAGUUCCUUCAGCUUAAGCUGUGCCCAUUGUGAGUUCGAUCUCCACGUCCAGUGCGCCUCUUUGCCUCAGACUGCUGUCCAUGAAGCCCACCCACUGACCCACACCCUCUAUCUCUCACUUUCAAUCACUCAGACCCAAAGGCUGGUUGUACCUUUGUGUUGAUUGCGAUUUUGGAGCCCACCUGAGUUGUGCAACCUCUGAGGCACAACCACCACCACCACCACCGAAUGAACCAAGAAGCACGGUGGAAGAGUUGCAGAUGACGAUGAAAGAGAUGCUGGAAUUACAGCUUGAGGCUACUAUAUAUCAAUGUCAGAUCAGCAGUGCCGGAAUUUUAGCAGCCAGUUCACCGAAUGAUCUGGGUCUCUCACCCUCAGCUGGUGUACU
Molecule: messenger RNA, 660 nt
Organism: Nelumbo nucifera (sacred lotus)
Lineage: Eukaryota; Viridiplantae; Streptophyta; Magnoliopsida; Proteales; Nelumbonaceae
Source: RefSeq, a predicted model, not a curated record